UAGAUGUCGGAGCCAACGGUUGGGAUUCUAUGCUCAGUCGUUGAAUGACUCCCCCAGCGAGAGAGACUUCGUUUUCAAUUCGAACCGUGGAAAUCGUGUAGUGGAGUAAAGUUUUUGAAGUGGAAAACUGAGAAUUGUCCCAUAAAAGCAAGUUUUCCCUCAGUUUGUACAAAGUCAGUUAAACGUAAAAUUAGUCGUAUUUCGUGGUGCCAAGCAGAGCCAACCUUGCUAGCACGAAUUAGUCCAAAGAAGUUCGAAAUUGUCCUAUGGUGUUCCCCUAAUUUUAUUCAGAAAGUUUAGAGUGUCUUCUCGCCUGCUCGCUCAACAGUCGAGAAAAAGUGUUACAGCCUUGAAGUGCAUCGUCUUCACCUUGAACCGUGACUCUUCCAGCUACCGCCUUAACCGUCCGAAAUCGUCUUCACUUAACAGGGAAAACCAGUACAAAUUAUAGAAAUAGUAAAAAGUUGCGGAGUCUUUCAAUCAUUCCAAAUUCGAAGUUUUAAAUUCUAUACAAAAUGUCUAUGUGUGGUGCGAAAAAAAUUGUUCAUUCAAUAUGUCAGACACCACGUGUAAGAAUAUGGCUGCUAAAUAAAAAUAACUACUGUAGUAAGGUCGAAUAUAAGCCCAUCCGUUCAAUCCUAGUCGCAAAUCGUGGUGAAAUUGCAAUCCGCGUCUUCCGAGCAUGUUCAGAAUUAGGAAUAAAGUCCGUUGCUAUCUACUCCGAACAGGACAAAAUGCACAUGCACCGACAAAAAGCUGAUGAAUCCUACGUAGUAGGUAAAGGCCUACCUCCAGUCGAAGCAUAUCUCUCCAUUCCAGAAAUUAUUCGCAUCUGUAAAGAAAAUCAUGUAGAUGCUGUCCACCCUGGAUAUGGUUUCCUUUCGGAACGAAGUGAUUUUGCUCAAGCCGUUAUCGACGCCGGCCUUCGCUUCAUCGGCCCCUCACCAAGAGUUGUUCAACAGAUGGGUGACAAAGUCGCUGCCCGUCAAGCUGCUAUUGCUGCUCAGGUACCUAUUGUGCCUGGAACGGAUGGCCCAAUUACCACCAAAGAGGAAGCUCUUGAGUUUUGUCAAAAGCACUCGUUACCUGUUAUUUUCAAAGCGGCCUAUGGUGGCGGAGGACGUGGUAUGAGGGUGGUUCGAAAAAUGGAGGAUGUAGCGGAGAGUUUCGAACGAGCUAGUUCAGAAGCUAAGGCUGCGUUUGGAAACGGUGCCAUGUUUAUCGAGCGAUUCAUUGAAAGACCACGACAUAUUGAAGUGCAGUUGCUUGGAGACAAGGCUGGCAAUGUGAUUCAUUUGUAUGAACGUGAUUGUUCGGUGCAAAGACGUCAUCAAAAAGUUGUCGAAAUUGCUCCGGCGCCAAGACUUCCAGUUGAAACCCGUGAUCGAAUGACUGAAGCGGCUGUGAGACUCGCAAAGCAUGUUGGAUAUGAGAAUGCAGGAACUGUUGAAUUCCUCUGUGAUGAAACUGGCAAUUUCUACUUUAUUGAAGUAAACGCAAGGUUACAAGUCGAGCACACGGUUACUGAGGAAAUUACCGGCAUAGAUCUUGUACAGUCGCAAAUUCGAGUUGCUGAAGGAAUGACCCUCCCUGAACUCGGCUACACCCAAGAAUCAAUUGAACCACGCGGCUACGCUAUUCAAUGUCGAGUCACUACUGAAGAUCCGGCCAACAACUUCCAACCGAGCACAGGUCGUAUUGAAGCCUUCCGUUCUGGCGAAGGCAUGGGUAUCCGGUUGGACAGUGCCUCAGCAUUUUCAGGAGCUAUUGUUUCACCAUAUUACGACUCCCUUCUAGUCAAAGUUAUCUCGCAUGCAUCCGAUCUCCAAGGUUCGGCAGCUAAGAUGAAUCGAGCACUGCGCGAAUUCCGUAUCCGUGGUAUCAAAACGAACAUCCCCUUCCUCAUUAACGUCCUAGAAAAUCAGAAGUUCUUGCACGGUGUUUUGGAUACAUACUUUAUUGACGAAAACCCACAGUUAUUCAAAUUCCACAAGACACAAAAUCGAGCUCAAAAACUACUUAACUACAUGGGAGAGGUUUUGGUUAACGGGCCAAAGACACCUCUUGCAACUAAACUAAAGCCUGCUAAUAUUGUACCACAUGUUCCUGAAUUUCCUCUGGAUUUAUCGCCCGAAGCGUUAGAAAAAGAAGAGCGCGGUGAAGGGACAGUAACUGAACCACCACGAGGAUUACGUGAUAUUUACCUCAAGCACGGACCCGAGGCGUUUGCCAAGGAAGUGCGAAGCCGGAAGAAUUUGUUGUUGAUGGACACAACAUUCCGAGAUGCUCACCAGUCACUGCUAGCAACACGUGUCCGCUCCUACGAUCUCCUGCGAAUCUCACCGUUUGUAGCUCACAAGUUCAAUAACUUGUAUGCUUUGGAAAAUUGGGGUGGCGCGACCUUCGAUGUAGCUCUACGCUUCUUGCACGAAUGCCCUUGGGAACGUUUGGAGCAAAUGCGUAAGAAGAUCCCUAAUAUUCCCUUCCAAAUGCUGCUCCGUGGGGCUAACGCUGUCGGAUACACGAAUUAUCCAGAUAAUGUUGUCCAAAAAUUCUGUGAUUUGGCUGUGAAAACUGGAAUGGAUAUUUUCCGAGUAUUCGAUUCUCUAAACUAUUUGCCUAACAUUAUUGUCGGAAUGGAAGCUGCCGGUAAUGCUGGUGGCAUCAUAGAAGCCGCGAUUUCCUACACAGGAGAUGUAAGCAACCCCAAUAAGACCAAAUAUGACCUAAAAUACUACACCAACCUUGCCGAUGAACUAGUCAAGGCAGGCACACACGUUCUUGCCAUUAAGGAUAUGGCCGGACUCUUGAAGCCUAUGGCAGCUAAAAUGUUAAUUUCUGCUAUUCGUGACAAACAUCCUCACAUACCAAUCCACAUUCAUACCCACGACACAUCUGGAGCUGGCGUUGCUUCAAUGUUGGCUUGUGCUGAAGCAGGAGCUGAUGUGGUUGAUGUUGCUGUUGAUUCCAUGUCCGGAAUGACUUCUCAACCUAGUAUGGGUGCAAUAGUUGCAUCUUUGCAAGGUACAACGCACGAUACCGGCUUCGAUUUACGAGAUAUCUCCGACUAUUCAGCCUACUGGGAACAAACUCGAACUCUGUAUGCACCAUUUGAAUGCACAACAACCAUGAAAUCAGGAAAUGCCGAUGUUUACAUCAACGAGAUCCCUGGAGGUCAAUACACAAAUCUCCAAUUCCAAGCUUAUUCUCUAGGUCUAGGAGACUUCUUCGAGGACGUGAAGAAAGCCUAUUCAGAAGCCAACCAGCUACUAGGAGAUAUCAUUAAAGUCACCCCAUCUUCAAAAGUCGUGGGUGAUCUUGCACAAUUCAUGGUACAAAACAAUUUGAACGCACAACAAGUGCUAGACCAAGCUGAAGAGCUAUCCUUCCCCAAAUCAGUGGUUGAGUUCUUGCAAGGUUUAAUUGGCGAGCCCUACGGGGGCUACCCAGAACCAUUCCGAUCACGAGUACUGAAAGACAUGCCACGAAUUCAAGGCCGUCCAGGUGCCAACCUUGCUCCUCUAGAUUUUGCUAAACUGAAAGAUGAGCUCCGUGAAAAACAUGGAAAUAUAAGUGAUCGUGACGUCAUGUCAGCUGCUCUCUAUCCCGAGGUUACUAAUGAAUACCUACAUUUCCGCGAAGAUUUUGGCCCAGUCGACAAGCUGCCAACAAGAAUCUUCCUGACAGGACCUAAGGCCGGUGAUGAGUUUGAUAUUCAACUAGAGAAGGGCAAAACUCUUAGCUUCAAAAAUUUGGCAAUGGCUGAGGAUCUCACAGCCAGCGGUGAACGGGAGGUGUUCUUUGAAAUGAACGGACAGUUACGAUCUGUACUGAUUAAGGACAAAGAAGCUGUGAAGGAACUCCACAUCCAUCCUAAGGCCAACAAAACAAAUGACAAAGAAGUUGGAGCACCCAUGCCAGGAAAAGUUAUCGACAUCCGCGUCAAGGUUGGCGAUUCUGUCGAAAAGGGCCAACCUCUCAUCGUCCUCUCAGCCAUGAAAAUGGAAAUGGUAGUCCAAUCACCGCGAGCCGGUGUUAUCAAAUCUCUGGACAUCACAAACGGAAUGAGCAUUGAGGGCGAAGAUCUGAUCAUAACAUUUGAGUAAAACGAAUAAACCUUGUUUUCUGUCAUAUAGGAUUACCUUUUAAUUUUUAUAAAAUAUUUUUUUUUAUAUUUCGAUUUCGAGGGAAAUUUUCGUUUCCGAUUUUUUAUCUAAUUUUAUCGCACAACAUUACAAUUAUAUGUUACUUAGGGGUGUAUCAAGUAAGAACAAAGUGAGAUAAAGCGUGAUCAUCGACCAGUUGAAAAUGUGCUUGGAAGUCUAUAUUUUGACUGUGUUAAUUCUCUUCUCUAGAACUGUAAACGUGUUGUAUAUAAUAUUUUCAGAUUGUUUUCUAAUGAUAUGGAAUAGAAAAGUUGAUAUGUUAAAUGUUUGAGUAAAUAAAACGAUGGUAUUUUAAUA
This is a messenger RNA of Hermetia illucens (black soldier fly), 4463 nucleotides long. RefSeq names its product pyruvate carboxylase, mitochondrial (gene PCB). The coding region runs from base 516 to 4106 and encodes 1196 amino acids. Gene Ontology annotation, biological process: pyruvate metabolic process; gluconeogenesis. The transcript is spliced from 11 exons. The record is from RefSeq and is a predicted model, not a curated record. Gene Ontology annotation, cellular component: cytoplasm. Lineage: Eukaryota; Metazoa; Arthropoda; Insecta; Diptera; Stratiomyidae. Gene Ontology annotation, molecular function: pyruvate carboxylase activity; ATP binding; metal ion binding.